This is a messenger RNA of Harpegnathos saltator (Jerdon's jumping ant), 3199 nucleotides long. RefSeq lists its product as uncharacterized. Gene Ontology annotation, cellular component: nucleus. Gene Ontology annotation, molecular function: RNA cap trimethylguanosine synthase activity. NCBI's taxonomy places the organism in Eukaryota, Metazoa, Arthropoda, Insecta, Hymenoptera, Formicidae. Bases 166 to 3102 code for a protein of 978 amino acids. The record is from RefSeq and is a predicted model, not a curated record. The transcript is spliced from 9 exons. Gene Ontology annotation, biological process: 7-methylguanosine cap hypermethylation.
AAUUCACUGUGCCGCACACACCGAUCUCAUUCCGCAUGAGCAGCUGAAGAAGUGGUGGAUUGUUUUUAUACAAUGUUGAUGUAUAUGUGUGGUUAAUGUUCGAACUUUAGGCAUGUUUUACUUUUGACAAAUGAUAAUAAAUUGAGCACAAUUGAUCGUAUCGUAAUGUGUGACUCGUUUUGGGAACCUGUAGCCGAAAUCUACCUCGUUGAACGGGAGAAGACCGAUAAUAUCGAUGAUUAUUACAGUUGUGUCGUUAGCAGAGUGGUUUUAGGGGAUACUAAAAAUUGCACAGUUUUAAGUUCAGAAAAUGACAGUGAAGAAGAAGCUAUUGAGAAAGAUCUUAUGGAAUGGACAUUGGAUCCUGACAAGGGAUCUAGAAUAGAGACUCAGUCUAUAGAGAAGCAUGAUGAGGAACCGGUAAGCUGUUAUGGCAGUGCAUCUCACACAGAUAACAAUUAUUCUACAGACGAACAUGACUCAGUACGCGAUUCUGCUCACCGGUCCACCAUACAUGCUUCAACUCAGAAACUGGGUCUGCACCAAUCGGACUCUGGUGCAGACUUGUCUGAAUAUCGUGACCAACAUGAAGCAAGAAAUCUCUCAACAUCUCGUGCAAAAGUUUUUAAAGCUACAGACACAGUAAUCGAGAGUGACUGCAAAAACAUGGAUAUGUUGACUGAGUAUAUUGAGUGUGACAAGGAAUUAAUAGCACAAAGUUUAGCAACCAAUACCGCAAGCAAAGCGCACAACGAAGAUAACUCUUUUACGGAAUAUAAUUAUGCUCCUUACAUUAAUUCCUAUUCCGCGUAUCAUGGAAAUGAUGAAACCGAAAUGCACAGGGCGUGGUUGCAUUUUUGGACGGAAAACGGAGAACGAAUAAUCUGGACAUCGUGGAUUAAGAAAUAUGCGGAUUACAUCAAUCCUGAUUAUUUUCAGAGUAACACGGCGAGAGAAGAUGAGCAACCGGAAAAUGCAGAAAUUAAUGAACCAACCGCAAAAAAUUGUCACGAGCAUGACAUGUGCAGCCAGAACGAAACGUGCAGGAACUGUGAACUUGUACCUUCGACCUCGAACGGAAUUUUUCACCAAGACGAUUCGAGCGACAAUCGUAUACUCGAGGAAUUGCCGCAAGAUGAGACUAUCGGAGAAGGCUGGAACCCUCUGAGUCAACCAAGUAUAGAAGAGAACUAUAAUCAGUAUUCUAAUGCGGAAGACGAGAGAUUAUUAACGAGGUGUGAUUCCAUUAAUGGUUCAAUAGCGAAAACAAACGUUACUUCCGAUUCCAUGACAAACGUUACGAAAAUGACGCUAACUAGUUCCAGUUAUGAUUCAUCCUUAUCUCUUUCUUCUUCUUGCUCUUCCUCGUCAUCUCUUUCAUUGAACCUUGACAUUUUUUUCGAGAAUUCCACACAAGAAAGCGAUGUGACUAGUACCUCAGACCCCGAAGACAAUUUUCGGGGAGAACACGAUAAAUACUGGCAGCAAUUAUGGUGGGAACACUUCGAAUUGCAAUAUCGAAAGCAGUAUGAACUUUUCGUAUUGAGUUAUACGAAAGCGCAUAGUGUAGAUCAUGCCCUAACCGACGAAGAUAUCGAAUACGAUACAGAGGCUGAUCUAAGUGACGAUGCAAUACAAAUCAACAAGUCUUCACCGAACAAAGUUCGUUCGACGAAAAAUAGCAAAACUUCCAGGAAUACGCGAUCUUCGACAUCGCACAAACUUAAAACAGAAAACCUGAUCUCAAGUUCCGUGGGUGUUCUCCUGAAGAAUCUGGCAAUGGAUCCAGAUGCGACCGCUAUACCAAGUUCUUUUGCUGAGGAGGAUCAGCACAAAACUUCAGAUGAACGUACUAAUUGGCUCAACGUGACUUCCCGAAGGCGAAUCCAUCGGCAAAAGAGGAUUUCGAUCGGUUCCCAAAAAUCGAAUAAUGUCUCAUUGAUUGGUCUUGUCUUCCGAUCCGAAAAGUCUAUAAAAUGGCACGAUGAUAUUACUUUCCGUAAACGUAAUAUCAUAUGGAAGGCCAUAAAAUCUGUGAAGCCGAAAAACGAGCAAUUGCCCGAGCCGUGUUCUAGCGACACUGAUGCAAUCUUGCAAAAUAAGGAUCUUAGGCAGUUAUUGCAACAUCAGCAUGCAUCAGAGACUGCGAUCUACGAUAAAGUACGUGCCGAUGAACGUUCUGGUACAAGUACUUGCCUAGAAACAGACACUGACGGCGAUCCGAGCCCUAAUAAGAAGAAAAGUAAUAAACGUACGUGUGCAUUUUCCUCUUCGUCAGAAGCGUUGGACAACCAUUCCGAAUGGGACGAUAAUGAAGAAAUUAUCGUUCAUGAACUCACGGAACUGGACGUUUCUGAGGAUAACGAAAGCAACGAAGAAGAACUUUGGGAACGUAGAAGAUGCAAAAGAUUAAGGACAGAAGAUGAUACUGCAGAGCCUCCACAAGAGGUAGAAGACGAUCCUACUCUCGUAAGAUAUUGGUUGAAUCGAUAUGAACUAUUUCAUAAAUACGAUGAAGGCAUUCAAUUAGACAAAGAGAGCUGGUAUUCCGUAACACCGGAAAGAAUCGCCAAACAAAUAGCAAGGCGAUGUAAAUGCAAUAUCAUCAUUGAUGCAUUUUGUGGUGCAGGAGGCAACACCAUACAAUUUGCGUUGACGUGUAACAAAGUUAUAGCGAUUGAUAUUGACCCUAUAAAAAUUGAACUUGCCAAGCAUAACGCAAAAAUUUAUGGCGUUGACAACAAAAUCGAGUUUAUAGUAGGCAAUUUUCUCGAAUUGGCGCCGAAGUUGGAAGCCGACGUCGUAUUUUUAAGCCCACCUUGGGGUGGCCCGGGUUAUUUGGAAUCGUUAAUAUUUGAUAUCGAGUGGAUCUUUCCUGUCGGUGGAAAACAUGUGUACAAAGCAGCACGGCGAAUAUCAACAUCUGUGGCCUACUUUUUACCUAGAAAUGUAAAUAUUAGACAGGUGAGAAUGCUAGCCAAAAAGGGAGAUAGCGUCGAAACGGAACAAUAUUUCGAAAAGAAUAGACCAAUUGCAGUGACCUGUUACUAUGGUGGACUGAUCACAAAAACGGAAAGCAUGGAGAACACCGAACAAAUCUAAUGAUACUUAGAAUUGAAAAUAUAAGAGUACAGAAGUUACAAAUACAACUGUAAGUCUUUCCUUGAAGAUGUAAUAAUAUAAUGUAAUAAUAUAAUAA